Molecule: messenger RNA, 1745 nt
Organism: Manis javanica (Malayan pangolin)
Lineage: Eukaryota; Metazoa; Chordata; Mammalia; Pholidota; Manidae
Gene: LRRC73
Product: leucine rich repeat containing 73
Source: RefSeq, a predicted model, not a curated record
GAACCCGCCGCUCGUUCAGGCUUAGGAGCGGAAGCCAGAGCUGCCACCGGCUGCCCGCUACCUGCUGCCCGCCUUCCCACUUCGGGCUCUCCCUGCGGGGCGGUAAGGGAAGCCGGGCUGAAGGAAGGGAGGGAGUGGAUGUAGCCUCCGAGCGAAGACCGGAGCCGCGGGUCGUAAGCCGAGGCCCCUGAGCCUCUGCCGUAACCGCGAGGAAGGAGGGCAAGCGCAGAGCAGCGUCCGCCCGGCGCCAGAUCGCGCACCCGGCCCUCCGCCCAGACACGGACCGCACGGUUCGUUCCGGCCCCUGCACCGCGCGGUCUCAGCCCGGCCGGUGACCUCGGCGAAUCCGCAACACCGGCCGGCUCCCACCGGGGCCCAGGCUCUCUUCGUCGCCGCCUCCGCCUGCGCCUCUGUCCCCUCCUCUGCCCCCGCUCCGUCCGCGACCCCAGCCCCGGCCCCGCCCCCGCCAACCUCGGCCGCGGCACCGGCCGCGACCCCCACCCGGGAGGCCCAGUCGUGGGUGCGAUGCUGCCCAGCUCAAUCCAGAUUUCAGGGGAGCCGCUGUCAGGCGCCGAGGUGCGGGACAUCUGCCGCGGCCUGCGCGACAACGCCGUGCGCCUGCUCUCACUGCGCGGCUGUCGCCUCUGCGACCGCGACUUCGGCCGCAUCUGCAGGGCCCUGGCCGGGGCCGCGUCCCUGGCGCAGCUCAACCUUAACCUGGGUGUCGUUUCCAGCCCUAGUCGCAUCAAGCAGCUGGCGGAGGCGCUGCGGACCAACCGCUCCAUCCAGUCCCUCUUCCUGCAUGGGAGUCCCCUGACAGAUGCAGGGCUGGCCUUGCUGAACCCAGCCCUGGCCCUGCACCCUGCCCUUGUGGCUCUGGACCUGGGGGACUGCAUGCUGGGUGAUGAAGCCAUCAACCUCAUCUGUGGCCUCCUCCCCCCAGAUGGAGCCAAGUCUGGCUUGAAGGAGCUAACACUGAGUGCCAACCCUGGCAUCACCCCUAAGGGCUGGAGCCGCCUUGCCAUUGCUGUGGCCCACAGCUCCCAGGUCCGCGUCCUCAAUCUGGACUACAAUCCCCUAGGUGACCACGUGGCAGGGAUGCUGGCUGUGGCCGUGGCCUCCAGCCGCACCUUGGAGGUCCUAGACUUGGAGGGCACAGGGCUCACUAACCAGUCAGCUCAGACCCUGCUGGACAUGGUAGAAAAUUACCCCACAGCUUUGCGGAGCCUGGUGUUGGCUGAGAACAGCAUUAGCCCAGAGCUGCAGCAGCAGAUCUGUGACCUCCUCUCUGAGGGGGAGGAGGAGGAGGAGGUGAAAGGAGGGGCUGGUGAUGCCCAGGAACGAGAGAGAAGGCAGGAGCCUGCUGCCCACCAGAGGGGCAGCAGCUCCUGGAUGUGCCCCGGUGAUCCCAGCUCUCAGAUGGUGCUAAUGACAUCAGGACUAGGGGACAGUCUGUUGGCAGAGACCGAGAUGUGACUCUCCAUUUGGGCCCAUCAGUACAUUUGUCUGUCCCAGCACUUUGCCCCAGAUGUCAGGGCCAGGCCCAGGCCCUGGGGCUUGGGGAGGGCGGGGGGAGGAGUGGGAAGUGCCUGGGGCUCUGGCAGCUCGUGGCAGUGUGGUGGGAGGCUCUGGAAGCUGUGACUGAGCAACAGCCUUUGGGGCACUUGAACCCAAGGCGGUGCCUCUGGACUUGCUGGCAGCUCUGGCUGCAGCCCGCUGUCUCGGAAGAGAUUUUAUGAACUCUA